Messenger RNA from Talaromyces proteolyticus, 568 nucleotides. RefSeq lists its product as uncharacterized. The record is from RefSeq and is a predicted model, not a curated record. Bases 87 to 302 code for a protein of 71 amino acids. Lineage: Eukaryota; Fungi; Ascomycota; Eurotiomycetes; Eurotiales; Trichocomaceae. The transcript has a single exon.
CCCAGGUGCAGUGGCCGUUGAAAUUGUAGGCGCUUUGGGUUUUGCUUGAGACCCGAGUUGAUUGUAGACAUCGCAGGUGUGGUAGAAUGGCUUCGCUUGCGGCGUUUAGAUGGUGGUUGCCCACCAGGUGCGAGAGCAUUCUGAGAUUCGGAACUUUGACUCUGGACCUUGUGGAUCAUAGUUGUGAACAUUCCUUUGAUAACGGCGAUAGAUCUUUUCAGAUGAUCUGGAGUAAUGGUAAGCUCAUCCUUCAGUGUCAAGUCCGUACCCUUAAAUUGCUUCAAAAUUUCGUUGCGCUAUGACACCAAAAUUGGUUGGAAUCUUCCAAAAUAUAGAUGAAUUGACCGGAAUUUACCAUUGAGAAUGUUACCUUGAUAUUCUUGUUCUCGUUGCGAUUCCUAGCCAACCAUAAAACAAGUGUAUCCAUUCUCGCAAUCCUAUCGGAGCACUCUCGUAACUGUUGCACCAUCACAGCUAUAUUUUCUGCUGAUAUUGCUGAUAUACUCGUUUGACCUGAUUUAGUCCCCCGACAUUCGCCAAUCGCUAUUUGGGCGUAAUUGCGUUUAAG